Fonsecaea multimorphosa CBS 102226 is the source of this 903-nucleotide messenger RNA. RefSeq lists its product as uncharacterized. NCBI's taxonomy places the organism in Eukaryota, Fungi, Ascomycota, Eurotiomycetes, Chaetothyriales, Herpotrichiellaceae. Bases 1 to 903 code for a protein of 300 amino acids. The transcript has a single exon. Gene Ontology annotation, biological process: kinetochore assembly; attachment of mitotic spindle microtubules to kinetochore; protein localization to kinetochore. Gene Ontology annotation, cellular component: kinetochore. The record is from RefSeq and is a predicted model, not a curated record.
AUGGAAUACCAAAAUGCUCUCGCGGCCAUUCGCGCUCAACAAUCUGCGCACCCACUCUCAAUCAUCGCGCUCGCCGAGCCCAUUGCCACGUCGCAAACACAACCGCAAAAGCACUCAGACUCGCAAUCGCGGCCUUCAGAUGCUCUGUCUACGUCAGAGACCGAAUCAAAUCUGCAGCUUACGCCCGCCACCCUCAUCGCCGAUCUAGCCCACUACAAGGAUCUCUUCUCCAAACUCCGCUUCAGCUACCUCGAACAAGUUACCAAGGAGAAAUACCUACGCAGCAUUGUGGGCGAUCCCCCCCUCGUCGUCAGCCAUGAAGACAACUUGGCUCUGGAGGAGAGGUUGGCGGUCAUGAAAGGAGAGCUGAAGACGAAAAAGGACGAGGUCGAUGCGUUGGUCAAAGAGAUGGAGGGGCGAGCGAGGGAUGUUGCGCGUGCUUAUGACAGCGUCACAGAGGGGUUGGACGUCUUAGAACGUGUUCCUGCUGAGAUUGAGACCUUGAGGGCAGAGGUGGAGAGCUUACAAGCCGAGAUUGCUGCGCGACAAGGCGACGACGACAGCGCUCACCCUGGAAGCAGCGGCGAUCCAAGGAUGCACCUCUCGCUCAUGGCCACGGAACAAGCCCUCAUGGAACAACGAGAGCGUAAUGCCCAAAUCGAUCGGCAGAUAGCAGAACUCCAAAAACAGAUGCCCGCGAAGCUGCGCGAGGUGGAGAGAAUGGAUCGCGAGCUGGCUGACUUGGAGAAAAGACGAAAUGAGAGCACGAAGCUGGCGAUCGAGGGAAGGAGAAGGCGUGAGCAAGGAGGCAGGGACGAGGUGGAGGAGUUGGGGAGAUGGUACAGGGCGAAUGAGGCUGUCAUGAAGGGAUUGCUAGGGGUGGAGGGAACUCAUGGUUCCUGA